AUGGCGGAUGCCAAGCGCGAAGCCGUUGUUUUGGAGGCCCAGCAGCGCGCCGAUGAGAAAAGGUUGGAAGGCAACAAGCUGUUUGGCGAGGGAGAUUACGCUUCCGCCAUCCAAUUGUAUUCUCAAGCCAUUAUUCACCUCAGGAAUACCAUAGAUGACGAAACUAGGUGUAUUACCCCGGAGCUUUACAAGCAUACCAAUAUCCACCAAAUAUACACGAACAGGGCGUUAUGUCACCUUAGAAUGGAGAACUAUGGUUUAGCUGUACUUGAUGCAGAAGCUGCUAUUCUCGCGCAACCCGAGUACGCCAAAGCGUACUACCGACGUGGUUGCGCAUACAUUUGCCUUAUGAGGUUCAAAGAUGCCGAAAAGGAUUUCAUCAAAGUGCUCUCUAUGCAAAAUGACGCCAUGUCGCGAACCAAACUUAAGCAAUGCCGGGCAAUUCUUCGGGAGAAGAAAUUCCAAGAGGCCAUAAUGAUCGACACACCACCCCCUCUGCACGUAACAAUAGAUGCCGAUGCCAUACGCGUUGAUGAGUCCUACACUGGACCAGUGUAUACCCGUCCAAUAUUGGAUAAAGCUGGAUUCUUCAAGGAAGUUCUUGAUUAUAUCAAGGUCCCAGGUAACAAGUUCCAUCGCAAGUACAUGGUGAUGCUCAUCCUGGAUGUCAUAAAAGUACUAAAGGAGUGCAACUCCGUUGUGGACAUAUCGCUUAAAGAACAUGAACAAAUCACCAUAUGUGGUGACAUACACGGCCAAUUCUACGAUUUGCUUAAUAUAUUCGACAUUAACGGUCUCCCAAGCGAGAACAAUCCAUACCUCUUCAACGGAGAUUUCGUGGACCGCGGCUCAUUCUCGGUCGAAUGCACGAUAACACUCUUCCUAGCUAAAGUACUCUACCCCAACCACUUUUUCAUCACGAGAGGCAACCAUGAGACCGAGUCUUUGAACAAGUGUUACGGAUUCAAGGGAGAGGCACUUGCCAAAUACGACGAUAAAAUGUAUACCCUCUUCCGUGAGAGCUUCUGCUACCUCCCCUUGGGUUAUGUGAUAAACAAGAAGGUUUUAGUUGUUCACGGUGGACUGUUUGAGAAUGACGGCGUUACGUUGGAUGACCUAAGAAGAAUAGAUAGAGUUCGAGAACCUCCCGACGAGGGGUUGAUGACAGACAUGCUGUGGUCCGACCCGAAACCGACGAGCGGAAGGACACCUUCAAAGCGUGGUGUAGCUUGUGAAUUUGGCCCAGAUGUCACGUCUAAAUUCCUUCAGGAUAACAACCUUGAGCUAGUCAUUAGAUCACACGAAGUGAAGCAAGAGGGAUACGAAGUGGACCACCACGGACAAAUCAUCACGAUAUUUAGUGCACCAAACUACUGCGACCAAAUGGGUAACAAGGGCGCUUUCAUAAGGCUAAACGGAAAGGAUUGCACAUUCACAUUCACACAAUUCGAUGCAGUUGAACACCCACCUGUCCAAGCCAUGCAAUACGCCAAUCCGUUAUUUAAUGGAAUAUAUUAG
Messenger RNA from Babesia sp. Xinjiang, 1518 nucleotides. RefSeq names its product Serine/threonine-protein phosphatase 5. Lineage: Eukaryota; Apicomplexa; Aconoidasida; Piroplasmida; Babesiidae. The coding region runs from base 1 to 1518 and encodes 505 amino acids. Gene Ontology annotation, cellular component: nucleus; cytosol. The record is from RefSeq and is a predicted model, not a curated record. Gene Ontology annotation, molecular function: protein serine/threonine phosphatase activity; protein binding. The transcript has 7 exons.